AUGUCUUUCAAAGAUGAAUCGCUAUGUUCGGAUUGUCAACAGGUGGAUUGGAAAGAUCUCGUUGAGCGGCCCCUGGACCCAGAAUUUAACCGUAAACGAGUUUAUUACGAAACUGUCAGUGGUCCUUUAGGGCGUCUCGUUCGGACUAUGGAAAAGAGUCACGAACAGUUGAAAUAUUCAAAAUGUAGAUGUUGUCGAAUUCUUUCCAUCAUCAAGAACGAUGACAGCGAAGAAUGGGAAAGGAGAAAUUCCAACGUCCACCACCUUGAAGUCACGACACUUGAAAACCAAGUGCUACUUUACCCCCCGACAUGCCAAGGCAGUCUUUCACUUUUGAAAAUCGGUAGUUGGCAUACAUUCGACAACAAAACUGGUCGGGAUCGGAGUUAUGAGCAGGGUAAGCGGUAUAUUGCGUUGUUCGGUUCCGGAGAAGACCCUGCACCCUUUAAGAUACCAUGUUUCGUCGAGGAUUUUGGUUGGAUGCAAAAUGCCAUCCCGGAAUGUUGCAAACGGCAUGCGAGCUGUCUCAGUAUACACUCGCUACUUGUGCCUGGGCUUCUCGUCAUUGAUUGUCUGGCCGGCUCGUCGACUCUUUCGAUCGUUUCUGCGCCCAAACCAUGUCAGUAUAUUGCCUUGUCUUACGUUUGGGGAAGUGCACAAGACACUGGCACCGAAGUUGCACCUGUGAUCAAGGACGCUAUUAAGGUUACCGUGAAGUUAGGCCUGAGAUUUCUCUGGGUUGACAAAUACUGUAUUCCACAGGAUGACUCAGAGAAACACCGACUGAUCCAUUCCAUGGAUAAAAUUUAUUCUCAGGCCUAUGUAACCAUCAUUGCAGCCGCUGGAAACACGGCUGCUGAUGGGCUACCUGGAAUAAGUACUAUUUCUCGUGUAGCCCAAAUGGAGACUGAAAUUGUGUCGUAUCACUGUAGAGAGAGAUAUACAGAAGAAUCUGUACAGCAGCUAGUUUCCCCGAACACAGCAGCUUCCAUGAACAACUGGAGGUUUCUUCCGAGAUAUUUUAUAACGGAUACAAAUUAUUUUGGGCUCCGAGUCCUAGUUGCCGAAUACACUCGGCGAGACUUAUCUUACCCCCGAGACUCCCUCAAUGCCUUCCUUGGUGUUCUUGCGGAGUAUGAACGACAGAAUGCAGCCUUGGUCUCUCAAGUGCCGUCAAAGCUAAGAUCGGUUUCGCGAAGUAUUUCGCUGCCGAGUCACAUCUGGGGGUUGCCUCUCCGAGAAGGCGUUCCAAUUCUAGAUUGGUAUCAUAUAGAACCACCCAAACAACAAAGACCGGACUUUCCUACCUGGUCAUGGUCUGGAUGGGAGGGAGGUAUCGAGCUUGGAGAUAAACCCUUUGUUGUUGACUAUGGUUACUGUACUACCGAAUCAGAAUAUGCACCAAUUUCUGUUGCGUUUCUAGACAAGUUGACUGAUUACUGCGACCAGGAAACAAAGCGUUUGCAUGUGACGGGCGCGGUGUUUGAACUCAAGUUCGCCACUCAGAAGCAAGCACGAAGUAUUAUCGACGGGACACAGCAACUACAGAGUACUGGUGAGCUUCCCAACCUGGAUAUCAGGACAUCACACCACCAUUGCGUGUUUGAGGUUUCCCCAGAGAUCUUUACUGUAAUUCGCUCAAAGUUGGAUAUUGAGCCUAAGGCUGAAGAUCAAACAUUUGGUCUUUUUGUUACCGUUGAAGCUCAAGAGUCUUUCUAUAUUCGCAGCAUCAUAGUUCUCCGAAAAGGUGAUCAAAGCUUCACAGGAAUAGGUUGCAUAACGGUCGCAGACGUCUGGAAGCGCAGGUUCGUCAACAUCAAGGGUGCCACAAUUGAUGAGGAAAUAUUGCCUUUCAACAUCAAAGAUAAACUUUUUUUUGGUCAAAAAUGUACGAGGCAGCGUAUCUGUCUCGAGUAA
Botrytis byssoidea is the source of this 1917-nucleotide messenger RNA. RefSeq lists its product as uncharacterized. The transcript is spliced from 3 exons. Lineage: Eukaryota; Fungi; Ascomycota; Leotiomycetes; Helotiales; Sclerotiniaceae. Bases 1 to 1917 code for a protein of 638 amino acids. The record is from RefSeq and is a predicted model, not a curated record.